This is a messenger RNA of Acipenser ruthenus (sterlet), 1878 nucleotides long. Its product is annotated as SCAN domain-containing protein 1-like. The transcript is spliced from 2 exons. The record is from RefSeq and is a predicted model, not a curated record. Lineage: Eukaryota; Metazoa; Chordata; Actinopteri; Acipenseriformes; Acipenseridae. Bases 824 to 1495 code for a protein of 223 amino acids.
AGGGAGAGACCUGGACUGGCCGUCUGACGCAUGCGCGAUGCUGCAGGAAGGGGGCGGCAGUCCCGUUGGGUCUGCCUGCCAGUCAUGGCGGUGACACGGAGAGGUGGGGAAGAGGGGGUGUGUGCUUUUCCCCUCUCUGAGUGGCUGGGAGGCGGACUUUAAUGGGAUUGCUAACCUAUAAAGUAACACUCUGUUGUUUCCUCAGAUCUGCCCCUUUAAACUGGAACAGCGAGCAAGGCGGUCUCGCUUUGCCUACCAACAGACGGGAGGAUAACAAACGCCCGGAAAGAAAAUCAAAGAAAAUAAUUUUAAAGAAAGAAAGGGGAAAGUGCGGGAUCAUUGGGCAGCCCCAGUAUUUGUUAUAGUGAGACAGCAGAGUGUAGGACGGAGUCCCGGGUCGUACGGGUAGCGGCGACUGGGGAGAUUCACGCUGCGAAGUGCAGCACAUUUAUUUUGUAGUUUUUCCUUACUGUGCUUUAUUUUCCCUGUUUCUUUUUGCCUUUUUCGUUUGUUAUAAUUUGUGAGCACCUGCGAGUGCGGGACUGCAGCUGAGUACCCUGCCGUGGUAUUCCCCGUUGGUUCUGGAUACCAUAGCUGGUAGCCAGACCACGGACCACAAGCGCCCUCUACGGGCUCAACGAAAUCGGUACACCUCACCAGAGUACCAAAAGAAAAUAAUAAAACUGAGCACCUGUGUGGUGUUGUCAACUACCAUUUCUGUCUCCCGUGUCAGUGAAUACCCGCACCCUCCCACACGUGGUGUCAGAAGUGGGAUUCACUGGCACUGCCCAAACAAAGCAGUGCACCCACCAAAGGAGAAGGAAUGGAUGCCGUCCAAUUUGCGGCCAUGAUGGACCUCCUGCGCCAGACCCUAACUGCUGCGGUGCAGGGGGCUGCUCGACCGGCAGGUCCUGACCCCAGGUUACAGAGACCCACAAAGAUGACAGCCGAGGAUAAACCCGAAGCCUACCUGGAGGUGUUUGAGGCCAUGGCGACCUCGGCCGGGUGGGCUCAGGCACAAUGGGCCAGCUACCUCUUGCCCCAGCUGACGGGAGAGGCACAGGCAGCAGCGAGAACGCUAUCCCCUGAGAGGAUGAUGGACUACCCCGCGCUGAAAGCGGCCAUCCUUAACCGCGUGGGGGCUACCCCAGAGGGGUACCGGCGAAAGUUCCGGGAGGAACGGUUCUCCGCAGAGGAGCAUCCCAGAACGAUCGCGCAUCGUUUAAAGGAUUACGCCAUGGGCUGGCUGAACCCCGACGCGAGUACCAAAGCCAGGAUAGUGGAGGUGAUCGUGGUGGAGCGCUUCCUGGAGUGCUUGGCACCGGCACCUCGGCUAUCUGCCCCUUUAAACUGGAACAGCGAGCAAGGCGGUCUCGCUUUGCCUACCAACAGACGGGAGGAUAACAAACGCCCGGAAAGAAAAUCAAAGAAAAUAAUUUUAAAGAAAGAAAGGGGAAAGUGCGGGAUCAUUGGGCAGCCCCAGUAUUUGUUAUAGUGAGACAGCAGAGUGUAGGACGGAGUCCCGGGUCGUACGGGUAGCGGCGACUGGGGAGAUUCACGCUGCGAAGUGCAGCACAUUUAUUUUGUAGUUUUUCCUUACUGUGCUUUAUUUUCCCUGUUUCUUUUUGCCUUUUUCGUUUGUUAUAAUUUGUGAGCACCUGCGAGUGCGGGACUGCAGCUGAGUACCCUGCCGUGGUAUUCCCCGUUGGUUCUGGAUACCAUAGCUGGUAGCCAGACCACGGACCACAAGCGCCCUCUACGGGCUCAACGAAAUCGGUACACCUCACCAGAGUACCAAAAGAAAAUAAUAAAACUGAGCACCUGUGUGGUGUUGUCAACUACCAUUUCUGUCUCCCGUGUCAGUGAAUACCCGCACCC